Molecule: messenger RNA, 384 nt
Organism: Drepanopeziza brunnea f. sp. 'multigermtubi' MB_m1
Lineage: Eukaryota; Fungi; Ascomycota; Leotiomycetes; Helotiales; Drepanopezizaceae
Source: RefSeq, a predicted model, not a curated record
AUGAAGUUCACGAACGCUAUCGUCGCCACAGCUCUUCUUGCAUCCUCUUCUGUGGUCGCAGGACCUACUCCUCCUAUCGCCGCUAGACAAAUAAAACAAGAGAUCAGUCUUUGCCUCCAGAAGGACUUUGUCGACUGCCAUGAUUUAGCAUUCAACGAUAGCGAAUGCAUGAACUUCUAUGCCGGCGUCUCGAUCUUCAACGAUGCCAUCUCUUCUUACGAUACCAAAGGAUUUGAGUGCCAUUUCUGGUACGACUUGAAUUGCGGUGAAUCGGCAACGUUCAUGGCCAAUGGCCGAAGUGCCAGCAUCUACGAUGACGGCUCGAACUACCUAUUCGAUGACAAGAUCAGCUCUAUGAUGUGCAGGAACGUCCAGUUCAAGUAG